Heteronotia binoei (common prickly gecko) is the source of this 1088-nucleotide messenger RNA. RefSeq names its product carbonic anhydrase 7-like. Gene Ontology annotation, molecular function: zinc ion binding; carbonate dehydratase activity. The transcript has 8 exons. Gene Ontology annotation, cellular component: plasma membrane. The record is from RefSeq and is a predicted model, not a curated record. The coding region runs from base 26 to 937 and encodes 303 amino acids. Lineage: Eukaryota; Metazoa; Chordata; Lepidosauria; Squamata; Gekkonidae.
AGCCAUCCAAUAAUAAGCCCCUUCUAUGCAGGUGACAAUGGAGAGCAUAAAUCCCCCUUGGAAACUGGGAAUGCAUGUAUUGCUGCUACUUCUCUUGGGAGGCUUCUAUGUUAGCUGUAAAGAGUGGUGCUAUGACAAACCCAGCUGUGGGCCCAAUACAUGGCAUUCCAUCGGUCAGUGCAAUGGUGCCAAGCAAUCUCCGGUCAACAUUGAAACCCGGAAAGCCAUGCCUGGUACCCAUUUGGGUCCUAUUGAUUUUAUAGGCUAUGAAGAUCGUAUGCGCCCGCAGUCUUUGGUCAACACUGGAAGCUUUGCUGAAGUUGAAAUGAAGAGCGGAGCGGCCAUCUUUGGGAGGGGGCUACCAGCAACAUAUUACCUGAAGUCAUUCCACUUUCAUUGGGACAAAAGUAAUGAUCCAGGAUCAGAGCAUGCAAUCAAUGGCAAGCGCUAUGACAUAGAGCUACACAUCGUUCACACCAAAAACAACAUGAGUGACGAACAAGCAAAAAAAGACCCUGAAGGAUAUGCUGUCUUGGCGUUCUUCUUAAAGAAAAGCAACCGUGCUCCCAAAAUGAAUUCCUGGAAGACCCUGUCUGACCUCCUGGAAUUAAUCCCAGAGAAAGGGAAUUUUGUACAUCUGAAUGGAGAAUUCUCAUUGGGAGGGUUACUGAGCGUAGUAGAUGUCAGUCAUUAUUAUCGCUACCAUGGCUCCCUCACCACUCCCCCUUGCAGUGAGUUGGUGAUCUGGACCGUCUUCCCUGACCCCAUUGAGGUGUCUCCUGGAGUGGUGAAGAAGUUUACCCAAUCACUCCUUUUUACCACCAGAAAAGAAGGCAGGAGGAUGCAGAACAAUUUCCGUCCAAUGCAGCCAUUCAAAAACCGAAAGCUCUUUUACUUCACCGAAUCAAAAUACCGUCAUGAUCCAGCCUCCUUCUGAACACUGCCAACUGGAGGUUUAGGAUAGCAGGGAUGUAUUCUGGGCAGUAAACGCUAACAGGUUUCCUCUGUCUGGAUGUCCCAAUCAAUAUCCUAAAUUCCCUCCAUCUGUCCCUGUUCCAGUAUCAGUACUUUCCACACCCUAGGCUGCU